Molecule: messenger RNA, 948 nt
Organism: Alternaria conjuncta
Lineage: Eukaryota; Fungi; Ascomycota; Dothideomycetes; Pleosporales; Pleosporaceae
Exons: 1
Coding region: 1-948 (315 amino acids)
Source: RefSeq, a predicted model, not a curated record
AUGCUUCUCCGCAAUGACAAGUCUUACAACGGCAUAUUCGACCCGCUCCAGAGCCUAACGACUACGGCAUGUACCAGCCAGUAUUCCGGCAACCCCUCUCCGCUCGCUCGUCUACCACGCGAAUUACGCGACCAGAUCUACGAGUAUGCCCUGGGUGCGGACAUGAUGCGCAUAUUGAGUUUCGGCGAGACGAAGAUCAUAAUGCUGCCAAUCUACGCACCGGGUCGCGUGUACUGUGAUCAGGAAGACGGUCUUCCGAUGUGGAUGCUAUCUAGCAAGACGAUUCUGUCUGAAGCACUCGAAGUCUUCCACCGAACGCAGUGCUUUGAGCACAUCGACCUUGCGCCAUACGCCCAAUGGAAACUUUCGCCCACCCGGAGGAACCCCCUGGUACUCAACCAAAAUAUACGUCACGUAAAACUCAACGAGCCACUCGAAGUGGUCGGAAAUUCCUUUCCAUUACCAAGUUCCUGGCAUCCCGGAUAUAACGAUACGUUUCUGAAGUGUCUUGCGUUAUGGAAUCCGCCGGAACUGGACGUACGCUGUGAGGUAUUCUCUAAUAAUCCGGAAGGACCUCGCAUGGAUCCAAGCCAGGUACCAAAGUGGCACAGUAAGGUCCCUGUGCGGAACCCCGAUGUACGUGAUCGGUUCAAACAGCUUCGCGGACGGUGCAGAAGCAUGUCAGUGGAAAUCAAAGUCCCUCACGGUUUUCAGGAGAACGGAAAGCUUUUGGAUAACGCACGAGCUUGGGCUGAGCCUAAGCUCGAGCACAAGAGACAAUAUUUCGCCGACUUAUGUCAGUCGAUUGAGGCAUGGGCGAGGGAAUUGGUUGGCGGAAGCACGCGCUUCUUACUGAAGAACGAGAAUGACGGAAGGAGCAAUUGGAAGAAUGGAACUCCUCCGGGAAAGUACUUUAGGGCCAUAUGCGAGGCGCAAAGACUCGGCUAA